Molecule: messenger RNA, 492 nt
Organism: Cylindrotheca closterium
Lineage: Eukaryota; Bacillariophyta; Bacillariophyceae; Bacillariales; Bacillariaceae
Source: the annotation of a GenBank genome assembly
AUGGUAUUUCGCCUCUCUGAUAUGCCACAAGAAGAAAAAGAAGGAGACACUGCUAAAGAUAUGCCCCCAAAACGAAAAUCACUGUCCGAGUUGUUACUUCCCAUCGACACCUGCAAAGUGAACCAAAUGAGUGGUACAGAUUUGGCGUAUAUUGGAGAUGUCGUCUUUGAACUAUUCAUUCGAUCACGGCAUGUUUGGCCCUCCAAACGAACUUCCGAUCUCCAAAAUACAGUGGUGGCGAUUGUGCGGGCCGAACAUCAAUCGCACCUCCUGAAACAACUCCACGACGACUUUGGUUUGAGCGAUAAGGAAAAGCAGGUUCUCAUGCGGGGACGAAAUGCAGUGGCACGUAGGAAUAAUCGUCGAAAUCCAGCGGCCUAUCAGGAUUCCACAUCCUUUGAAGCUCUUCUGGGGUACCUUUACAUUGAGGAUCAAGACAGAUGUUGUGACCUAUUGAAUUGGCUAGAAUCGGUUGUCGAUAAUUCAGAAUAG